CGCUGCGAACCAGUUUAUGACAAGCCAACUACGAAACGCCGCCGAGUCACUUACUUCCCGAGUGACACUCAGUUGUUUUGUUGUCGGCUUUCGACGGAUAAAUAUUUCUGCUCUUAAUUACCGGGAUUGUUCAUUCGGUAUGUCUGUGCGGUGAUGGGGCUGUUAACACUACUAAAAAAAAUGAAACAGAAAGAAAAAGAGAUGCGAAUUCUUAUGCUUGGCUUAGAUAAUGCUGGUAAGACAACAGUGCUAAAAAAAUUCAAUGGUGAAGAUGUUGAUACCAUAUCUCCAACUUUAGGCUUUAACAUUAAAACUUUAGAACAUCUCGGUUAUAAAUUAAACAUAUGGGAUGUUGGUGGCCAAAAGUCUCUCCGUUCCUACUGGAAAAACUACUUUGAAUCGACUGAUGGUCUUAUCUGGGUUGUUGAUAGUGCUGACCGAAUGAGGCUGCAGGAUUGUAAGCAAGAACUGGAUGCUUUAUUAUUGGAAGAACGAUUAGCAGAUGCAACACUACUAGUUUUUGCAAACAAACAAGACUUACCUGGUGCUCUUAAAGCCGAAGAAAUCAGAGAGAUUUUAAAACUGGACAACAUAAAAUCUCACCAUUGGCUAAUACUUGACUGUAGUGCCCUGACUGGAGAGAAUUUACUGCAAGGGAUGGAUUGGUUAAUUGGAGACAUUGCGAGUCGAAUAUUUACCAUGGACUGAACACUAACAGCUCAUUUUUUUUCAUUCAUCGGAAAUUAAAUUAAAUGUUUCCCAAAAUGUUGUAAAUGUUGACUUUUUAUUCAUACUACUAAGGUUCACAUAGCAUUAAAAUUGUGUAUAUGUACACCCACA
Octopus bimaculoides (California two-spot octopus) is the source of this 840-nucleotide messenger RNA. Its product is annotated as ADP-ribosylation factor-like protein 2. NCBI's taxonomy places the organism in Eukaryota, Metazoa, Mollusca, Cephalopoda, Octopoda, Octopodidae. Gene Ontology annotation, molecular function: GTP binding; GTPase activity. The record is from RefSeq and is a predicted model, not a curated record.